Molecule: messenger RNA, 360 nt
Organism: Penicillium longicatenatum
Lineage: Eukaryota; Fungi; Ascomycota; Eurotiomycetes; Eurotiales; Aspergillaceae
Product: putative sterigmatocystin biosynthesis cytochrome P450 monooxygenase
Exons: 1
Coding region: 1-360 (119 amino acids)
Molecular function (GO): iron ion binding; monooxygenase activity; heme binding
Source: RefSeq, a predicted model, not a curated record
AUGCUGGCUAUGCACAAUAAGUACGGUCCAGUCGUCCGCAUUGGCCCAGAUAAGCUAUCAUUCAGCAGUUCGCAGGCUUUCCAGGAUAUUUACGCAGCAAGUCCGAAUAAGCCACAGUUUGCUAAAGAUUCUAAGCUCUACGCGGAAAAACCGAACGGCAUUCGCGAUAGUCUCAUUGGAAUCCUGGACAACGAGACUCACUCGAGACAUCGCCGCCUGUUGUCUCAUGCUUUCUCAGACAAGUCUCUACCUGAAAAUGAAGGGAUUGUGAUAUCCCUAGUCGAUUUGUUUUUCUCCCGACUCCCCGAGCGAACCAUUAAGGGAAAAGGUCACAAAGCCAAGGAAAAUAUGACAGAUUGA